AUGACCGAUGAAGAUAAGAAAGGACUUGGAGUAACUCUUAACAUAUUUGAGCCUAUGGAAGGUGGAUUUGAAAACCCCAAAGUCAGGGAGAAACUUGGCAUUGAAGAUGAAAUAUUUGAAAAGACUACAGAUCAAAAACCAAGAAAUAAAAAAUCAAAAGACGAAAACAUAAGUGAUAAGAAACCAUCAGAUAAAAAACCGACAGAUGAAAAACCAAGAGAUGAAAAAGCAAUACGUGACGAGGAAGAAGCUAUAAAGGAGUUUUUGUCGAGCAAGGGAAAAGGCAAAGGCCCACCGGAAGUAACGAUAGUUCCAAGGAGCGAAUGGAGCAAGAUUGAGUUACCAGAGAAAUUAUUCCGAUACACGGAACCUGUGAAGUUUGUACUAAUGACUCACACAGGGACCAGUUCUUGCUCUAAGAAGGAAGAUUGCAUAAGAAUCCUUCGUACCAUCCAGCGAACUCAUAUCGCCCUUGGAUAUGCCGACAUAGUCUACAAUUUCCUGAUCGGAGGGGAUGGCCUGGUGUAUGAAGGUCGGGGUUGGACUUGGGAGAGCGCUUGGAUACCCAAGUAUCAAGAAACUGAUGACAGGAGGUGCCUCAAAGUUGCUCACAUCGGUUACUAUGGUGACUUUUCUAAGAAGGCGGUGGAGGCAAAACCAUUCAAACUGUUGCUUGACUUGUUGGAAAAUGGAAUGUACAAGAACCAUGUUAUGUGGAAUGCCACCAUGAUAUCAGACUACAACCAACCAAAAGAUAUACCCAUUGAUAUUUGA
Messenger RNA from Macrosteles quadrilineatus (aster leafhopper), 774 nucleotides. RefSeq names its product peptidoglycan-recognition protein LE-like. The transcript is spliced from 3 exons. The record is from RefSeq and is a predicted model, not a curated record. Gene Ontology annotation, biological process: peptidoglycan catabolic process. Lineage: Eukaryota; Metazoa; Arthropoda; Insecta; Hemiptera; Cicadellidae. Bases 1 to 774 code for a protein of 257 amino acids. Gene Ontology annotation, molecular function: zinc ion binding; N-acetylmuramoyl-L-alanine amidase activity.